Molecule: messenger RNA, 1370 nt
Organism: Daucus carota subsp. sativus
Lineage: Eukaryota; Viridiplantae; Streptophyta; Magnoliopsida; Apiales; Apiaceae
Product: alkaline ceramidase
Exons: 3
Coding region: 298-1065 (255 amino acids)
Biological process (GO): response to salt stress; ceramide metabolic process; defense response to other organism
Cellular component (GO): membrane
Molecular function (GO): hydrolase activity, acting on carbon-nitrogen (but not peptide) bonds, in linear amides
Source: RefSeq, a predicted model, not a curated record
AAAUAAAUAAACGGAAAAAAGUGACUUGAAUUAGGAAGGGGGCUGGGCUGGCAGGCAUCUCUCACUCGCCCUUGCAACUUUUUUCGAUUCCUCCAAAAUACCACCAUACCUUUAUCGCCCAUAGAGAUCUAUAAACACACACAGCGAGAGAGACAGCGAGAGAGCGGGAGAGACGGGAGAGAUUUGCGAGAGAGAGAGAGAGACAGAUCUGAUUCUAACAGGUAAGGAUCAGAAAAAUCGUGAACAAGCAAUAUUGUUGGACAUAACCAUACAGUUAGAGCUUAUAUAGAAUUUAGAAUGGAAGAUGAGAUAUCAAGCUUUUGGGGACCUGUCACAUCAAGUACUGACUGGUGCGAGCAGAACUAUGUCUACUCUUCUUAUAUUGCAGAGUUUUUCAAUACAAUUGGAAACCUUCCGGGCAUUCUUUUGGCACUCAUUGGUCUUGUAAAUGCCUUGAGACAACGGUUUGAGAAAAGAUUCAGCAUACUCCACUUGUCCAAUAUAAUUCUUGCAAUGGGAGGCAUGCUAUUCCAUGCUACGUUGCAGCGACUGCAGCAGCAAGGUGAUGAAACACCAAUGGUCUGGGAGAUGCUCCUAUAUAUCUACAUCCUUUAUUCUCCAGAUUGGCAUUAUCGUAGUACAAUGCCCACCUUUUUGUUCCUAUAUGGUGCAAUAUUCGCGGUGGUGCAUUCACAAAUCCGGUUUGGAAUUGGCUUCAAGGUGCAUUACGCUGUUCUUUGUCUUCUAUGCAUUCCCAGGAUGUACAAGUAUUACAUCUAUACGGAAGAUAUAUCUGCAAAGCGUCUUGCAAAACUAUACGUGAUUACUUUAUUGCUGGCAAGUUUAUGUUGGCUCUGUGAUCGAGUGUACUGCAAGGAGAUCUCUGGCUGGUAUAUAAAUCCACAAGGUCAUGCAUUGUGGCAUGUAUUGAUGGGUUUUAACUCGUAUUACGCCAACACAUUCCUAAUGUUCUGUCGUGCUCAGCAAAGACAGUGGAAUCCAAAGGUUAAGCACCUCAUGGGACUAUUCCCAUAUGUGAAAAUCGAAAAGCCGAAAGUCCAGUAAAACAAGUGGCUGUUUGAAGAUAUAUCAUCCUUUCCGUGAAGGUUGGCCAAAUGGUCUAUGAAAGCGAUUUAGAAGCAGGUCAAAAACAAUUAUUUAUAUUUCAUUUUGCUCAAGUUGAAGAAUGUGAUGUAAAAGAUAGUUGGAAUUUGUUUUGCUAGUUGGAUUUGUAGUUGUUAAUUUUUGCUGUAAAAACUGGUAUGGUCCUGGUGUACGAUAUUCACAUUCUUCAUAGUUUGAACUAGGUUUUUGUUGGUCAUUGGACCUUGUCUUUUGCGACAACUUAAAUUUGAGACUUCUUUGAACAA